AGCCCUUGAUACUCCCCCCAACCCUUUCUUCGCCUUCGUUCAAUCGCGUUCCGCCGCACAUACCCACUCCAUCUUCUUCGUCUUCGUCGGUGAAGGAUCCGGCUGCAAUCCAGUAGCUUCUCCGUUUAGGUUACAGGAAAUAAUCCAUCAGUUCAUUGAUGCAUUCCAAGAGACCAUAUAGGUGGACCAUUUCCGAGCAAAAUGGUAAAGGCAAGCGGCAGAAAUCAGGAGCAUUUGGGUCCCAGACUCUUUCAUCGAAAAGGUCACCUGGAAGCACUGUCUUCCGUGUACUUUGUCCUGUUUCCAAAAUUGACAGUGUUAUUGGAAAAGAUGGCGACAUCAUACUACAAAUGCAGCGGGAAACUGGUGCAAAGGUCCGAGUUGAGGAAACUGUUCCUGGAUGUGAUGAGAGGGUAAUCACUAUCGCAGGUUCUGAUAAUGGUAAUGAAGUUGGCAGCGAGCAGAUCAAGGAGGAUGGUAAAGAGACUAAAACUAUUGAGGAGGGUGAGAAUGCAGAUGAACAUGGUGAGGAUCAUGUAGAUAAGCAAUCUAUUUCUGUUGAACAUUCACAACCCGAAAAGACGACUUCAUCUGUUCAGAAGGCCGUUUUACUUGUGUUUGAAAGAAUAACUGUUGAAGAAUCAGAGAUGGAUGGAGGUGAUGAAGAGAGUAACAGUUCUUCCAAUAUUUUUGUGAGGUUACUUGUGCUCUCCUGUCAAGUGGGCUGCCUUUUAGGAAAAGGUGGCAGUGUAAUCAAGCAAAUGUCUUCAGAAACUGGUGCACAGAUUCGGGUUCUUCCUAGAGAUAAACUUCCUCCUUGUGCUUCUUCUACUGAUGAACUGGUUCAGAUUUCUGGGGAUCUUGAUGCCGUUAGGAAAGCUCUUCAAUCUGUCUCUCAACAACUUCUGGAGAAUCCACCUCGGGAUCAGGACUCUCUGUCUCCCAAUCCUAGUGGGCCAUCAUCUCGGUCCGUUGGUCAUCCUCUUUCUAGGCUAGAAGCAUACCCAACAUCCAACUAUACUUUUCCUGCUCAAGGACCACCUUAUGCUGCUGGGCAUCGUGAUUUUGACAGUGGUGUUCCUGGUCGAAUGAUUCCUUCUCAGGAUAUCCUAACAUUCAAGUUAUUGUGUCAAGAUGAGAAGGUAGGAGGUGUAAUUGGAAAGGGUGGGACUAUAAUAAAGGCACUUCAGCAUGAGAGUGGUUGUGAGAUCAAAGUUUUGGAUGGUGUAGCUGAUUCAGAGGACCGCAUAAUUGUCAUAUCUGGUCCAGCGCAUCCUGAUGAUAGCAUAUGUUCCCCACAAGAUGCAGUUUUUCGUGUACAUUCCAGGAUUGUUCGGGCUGCACCUGAAAGCAAAGAGAAGACUGUGAUAGCAAAACUUCUUGUCUCAUCGAAUCAAAUUGGAUGUCUCCUUGGCAAGGGUGGUGCUAUAAUAGCUGAAAUGAGGAAGUCAUCUGGGGCUUAUAUCCGUAUAUUGGGGAAGGAUCAAUUUCCAAAGUGCGCUUCAGAAGAUGAAGAAGUAGUUCAGAUUAAUGGAGAAUUAGCAAUAGUUCAACAGGCUCUUUGGCAGAUAACCUCUAGGUUGCGGAAUCAUUUCUUCCGUGAUGCAUUUCCUUCUAUCAACCAUCGCUCAAAUCCUUCCUUUCUGGAUCAAGUACCUCCAUUUCCUUCAUAUGCAGGAAGGAGGGAACGUUCACCUCCCGGAAUGUAUUCUAAUUCAGGCCCAUCAUUUCACAAUAUCGAUUCUAUUGGUGGACUGCCUUCAUAUGGUGGUUUUUAUCCUCACGAUGAUCGCCCUCCUUUUUUGCACAAUUAUCACAGAUCGGGCUUUCCCCCAAACACUUCUGAAAUAAUCUCGUCUUCAGCAACAUGGGGUCCUCAGGGAUUGGUUGAAGGUGGUGGCCCUGGAGGCUUGCCAGACUACACAGGAGCUCCCCCUAGAAGAAUAGGUGGAUUUGGAGGAGGAAAUCAUCAAGCUAUUAUCACGAACACCACUGUGGAAGUUGUUGUUCCUCGUUAUGUUGUUCCGGCAAUCUAUGGGGAGGAUGGGGGAUGUCUGAACCAAAUUCAUGAGAUUUCUGAUGCAAAAAUUACAAUUACUGAUCCCAAACCUGGAGCAACAGAAACUUUGGUCAUAAUAUCUGGGACACCUGAGCAGACAAAUGCUGCGCAAAGUCUAAUUCAAGCAUUUGUAAUUAGCGAGACAGAAGCAUCUUGA
This is a messenger RNA of Ilex paraguariensis (yerba mate), 2216 nucleotides long. Lineage: Eukaryota; Viridiplantae; Streptophyta; Magnoliopsida; Aquifoliales; Aquifoliaceae. The record is from the annotation of a GenBank genome assembly.